Molecule: messenger RNA, 3696 nt
Organism: Acipenser ruthenus (sterlet)
Lineage: Eukaryota; Metazoa; Chordata; Actinopteri; Acipenseriformes; Acipenseridae
Product: E3 ubiquitin-protein ligase NEURL1B-like
Exons: 5
Coding region: 299-2017 (572 amino acids)
Biological process (GO): ubiquitin-dependent endocytosis
Cellular component (GO): early endosome
Molecular function (GO): ubiquitin protein ligase activity
Source: RefSeq, a predicted model, not a curated record
CUCAAGUUCACCACUGGCCGCUAUUGGACACGGCAGAUACAAAUAUAUGCACGUGUUGCUGUUGUAUCUUUUAAACAAAACCCAGGCGGGAGUUUCUGUUAUAUGUUUGUUUUUUUUCAAAUCAUUACAUGUGGGUUGCUGAAUCCGCACAGAGAAGCAGCAGACGACACAACUGCGCUGAACCGCCUGUUAUCGUUCAGUAUUUUAUACGACUCGGGUUUGUUGUCGUUUAUGUUGCAAGUUUAUUUUUAUUUUUUUAUUUAUUUUUGUAUUUGUUUUGCAAACGUACACAUUUAAAAUGGGAAACGGCGACUCCAGCUUGUUCAGCAGACCGCCCUGCCCCGAGCUGUCUUUCCGACUCAAAGGCGCUCAGAGUCUGGCGGUGAUUGGCAGCGACGCAGUAGUGAACCCUCAGAGCCGCUCGGUACCCAGCAGACACUACUACACUCUGCCCAGAACAUCUGCACCCCAUGCUGGGCUCAUCCUGGAGCCCCAACGCUUCCACCCCCAGACCAAGGGCAAGAACAUCCGGCUGGACUCUCAGCUGCGCAGGGCCACACGCAAGAAUAGCUUCUGCAACGGGAUCGCCUUCAGCCAGCGGCCCGUGCGGCUGUACGAGAAGGUGCGGCUGCAGCUCUCUGGGGUGCACAAUGGCUGGAGCGGGGCGCUGCGUUUCGGAUUCACCAGCAUGGACCCCGGAGAGCUGAGCCCCGCUGACAUCCCCAAGUACGCCUGUCCCGACCUGGUGACCCGGCCCGGAUUCUGGGCCAAGGCUCUGCCAGAGAGGCUGGCCCUGAGGGACACUGUGCUGGCCUUCUGGGCUGACAGACAUGGUCGCAUCUUCUACAGCAUCAACGAGGGGGACCCUCUCCUCUUCCACUGCGGAGUCAGUGUCGGGGGACCCCUGUGGGCGAUCAUAGACAUCUACGGGAUCACACAGGAGGUCACGCUGCUGGAGAGCAAGUUUGCAGAGAGUGUGGGUUCCAGCCGGCUCAGCGCAGCCAGACUCAGCGCCUACCUCCCCCAGAGCAACCACGACUCAGCCAACUACAGCAACAACCAGCUCGAGACAAACCAAGCUGCCGCUGCCAAGAUCGCCACUCUGCAGCUGGGCAACUGCCACCAGCUCCCCCCCUGCUGCUCCUCCUCCUCCUCAUCCCGGGGCAUGCGGGGCCUUCCCCCCUUGCUGGACACUGACCUGCACUUCCACCCAGUGCGGGGCUCGGACAUCAGCCUGUCUGCUGAUCGUACGGCCGCAUGCAUCCACUGGCUGGACAGCAGCCGGACUCUACUGUUCACUGACCGGCCCCUACACGUCGGGGAGACCCUGUUUGUGGAAGUGGGCCACUUGGGGCUGCCAUAUUUCGGGGCCUUCUUGUUCGGCGUGACCUCCUGCGACCCCGGGACCCUGCGGACGAGCGAGCUGCCGUCGGACCCCGAGUUCCUGCUGGACCGCAAGGAGUACUGGGUGGUGUACAAAGGCUUCCCUGUGCCCAGCCCCGGAGACGUGCUCAGCUUCUCAUUGCUGCCCAGCGGAGAGGUCCACCACGGGGUGAACGGGGCCUCCCGGGGCAGGCUGCUCUGUGUCGACACUUCCCAGGUUCUCUGGGCCUUCUUCAGUCUCCACGGAGCCGUCAACCGCCUGCGGAUCCUGGGGUCCGUGCAGUCCAGCCCCUCGAACGGAUCCCCCGGAGGGACCCCCGAUGACAGCGACUCGGACCUGGCCUUCAGCGUCAACCGCUCGUCCUCAGCAUCCGAAUCAUCCCUCGUGACGGCACCAAGCUCCCCCCUGAGCCCCCCCCUCUCCCCAGCCUUCUGCCCCCCGGAGCUGCCCCCGGGCAGCAAGAACGGAGAAUGCACCGUGUGCUUCGACCAGGAGGUGGACACGGUCAUCUACACCUGCGGGCACAUGUGCCUCUGCAACGCCUGCGGGCUCAAGCUGAAGAAACACAUCAACGCCUGCUGUCCCAUCUGCCGCCGGCCUAUCAAAGACGUCAUUAAGAUUUACAGGCCGUGAAUUUCAGAGAUUUCCCCGGGAGCUCAGCCUCGUCAUCGGCUUCCCGUUUCCCUUCUUUCACUCUCGCUCCUUCCCGGGAGGAAUGGGCGUCACACACCCCGGCAGCACUGACGGCGAGAUGGAAACCUCAUAUCGCUGUACUGUAGUGUCCCAGAGUGAAAAUGGAUCCCCAGUGCCUUGACUGUGAUGCAGGAUGGAACUGAACCUCUGUUCUGCAUGCCCAUGAAGAGCGUAUGUGUAUAUAUAUAUAUAUAUAUAUAUAUAUAUAUAUAUAUAUAUAUAUAUAUAUAUAUAUACACACGUGCCUCAUCUAUAAGAGAACACACUCUGCAUGCUGUAUGCUGGUAUUGUAACACACUACACUUCCACAGGUAAUGGGACGCACAGGGGAAUGUACCUGAAUCAGUGUAGCCACUUCACAGGGGAAAUCAAGAGGACUGCAAUUAUACUGUUCAGCUACUGAGCAUGUUUGUGGAGUACAUGCAUUUUCUAAAGGGGUUUAUUAAGGGAGCAGUUUAAUGCAAUGCGAUUGGAAGUCUACAGUAUGCAGUUUGCAGCAUGUAAAUCUAAGUGGUUCAUCUUUUUAUCAGAAAAAAACAAACAAACAGCAUUGACUCUAAUCCAAGGAGUGAAACAUGUCAAUGAGACAAUCAGCUUUUUUAUUGCAGUUUUUAAUCCUGUUUAAUGUAACAUGUAUUCUACCACCCCAGAGGUCAGGGUCCAGUUUAUUAUCUAUACCAGGAGCAGCGCUAGUCCAGUGUUGAUGAAACGUCCUCUGUCUUCACCUCACAGUAUUGUAUUCCAGUCUGGAUAAAUGAGGUAGAACUUGGUAGCAUCCCAAUCAGUGGUUAGCUGACGGAACGUGUCCACCACACUUAUACAGCUGCUUUCACAGGCUCUGAUCGCACUGGUCUUUGACUUACUCUUGUUAAUUUAGGUAAGACAGUGCAAGAUGAGUGCUAAUCGGGCUCUGUGAAACUACAAGUAGACCCUUUAAACGCAGCAGUAAAGUAACAGAGAGCUGCUCGUCGUCCCGUUCUCCCUCUGCAAGGUUAAGCUGGCACAGUGACGCUUACACCCUGUUGAAGUAAAUAGUCUUUUUAUUGGUGUGUAAAAGAAGUGUUCCACUAGAGGGUGCUAGUGAGCUUUUUCCUGAUCGUGUUCCUUUCUUGAAUGACGGUGACAGUGGUAAAGUUGCAGGUGUGUGUAGUAAAGCUAACAUUACCCCCCCAGAGUCCACCCUGGUCCAGUGAAGCCUGGUUCCCUUAAUGCACUGUUACCAGGCAAGCAGGCAUAGCCCAGGCUCCAGGCUGAACCCCUCCUUCCCAAUGCAGGAAGGAAUACCUCACUGAGCGGUGAGGGAAGGUUGGGUCUUUUUUUAUUAUUUCAUUUCUGCAGCUCGGCAUCGAUUGCUAGACCUUUUUUUCCCAAUUUAAAUAAAUACACACUUGCAGGAAUAGAUUGCACCAAGGAUUGUGAGAUCCAAGUGGUUAAACUGAAUGCACUGCAGAUGACUAUUAAGAAAUGAAGACAUCACAGUCCCUGGAGCCAGAACCUGUAUGUCCAUGCCGGUAUGUGAGACAGAUUAUAACUUCGUGGUGCCUUAUCAGGGGAAGCUUUUGCACUAUUGACAAUAGAUAUAACAAGCUGUCGCCUCCAACUGACUCUUUUACGUCUGU